AUGGCCCAUGAGCCCUUUUGGCUAUUGGUCGUCGUUACUUAUCUCGUCAAAACAGCGGGCACGCUGGCUAUUCCUACGUUUUACAAGAUCAAAGAGAAGUACCCUACGCCUGCCGCCCUGGCUGAGGCAGACCCAACUACCAUUAUGAAUAUGACGCACCACCUGGGUCUUUCUGUUGUCAGAACGGCAGCGAUUCAGCGAUACGCACGAUUGUGGUUAGAGAGACCACCUACGGCGGGAGUCCUUCAUAGAGUGAAGAACUACGACAAACGAGAUAGUCUAUUCAAUGCCAUUAUGCAACAUACGGAGGACGAGCACGAGGAGGAACACACUACACCAGCCGCUACAGACGACUCUUGGGAAAUGGGCCACUUCACCCAAGGCAAAUACGCACUUGACAGCUGGCGCAUCUUCUGCCGCGACGAACUCCUCGGGCGGGCGCAAGACUGGAAUGGCAAGGGCGCGGCACCCAACUUCCAGCCCGAGUGGAUGAGAGUACGACCCGACGACAAGGAGCUUCGGGCGUGUCUGCGGUGGAUGUGGAUGCGAGAGGGGUGGGAAUGGGACCCCGUCACCGGCGAGAAGAUGGUUCUGCGCGAAGAGAUGCGGAAUGCCGUCAACGAGAGACGGGUGGAAUAUGACGAAGUCGGCGGGCUCAAGAUCGUCGACGAGCCGCGAUCAGAGUGA
Messenger RNA from Colletotrichum chrysophilum, 687 nucleotides. RefSeq lists its product as uncharacterized. Gene Ontology annotation, cellular component: nucleus. The record is from RefSeq and is a predicted model, not a curated record. NCBI's taxonomy places the organism in Eukaryota, Fungi, Ascomycota, Sordariomycetes, Glomerellales, Glomerellaceae. Gene Ontology annotation, biological process: DNA repair. Bases 1 to 687 code for a protein of 228 amino acids. Gene Ontology annotation, molecular function: DNA binding; catalytic activity. The transcript has a single exon.